Messenger RNA from Kluyveromyces marxianus DMKU3-1042, 537 nucleotides. RefSeq names its product Mg-dependent acid phosphatase. Lineage: Eukaryota; Fungi; Ascomycota; Saccharomycetes; Saccharomycetales; Saccharomycetaceae. The record is from RefSeq and is a predicted model, not a curated record. The transcript has a single exon. Bases 1 to 537 code for a protein of 178 amino acids. Gene Ontology annotation, molecular function: acid phosphatase activity.
AUGACGAACUAUCCAGAUGUUGCAGCUUGGGACCUCGACUAUACGGUGUGGCCAUGUUAUUGCGAUACCCAUAUAACACCACCACUAAGACCAGAAGUUAAUAGUGACGGACAAGUAUUGGAAAUAGUGGACGCACGCGGCUAUAAGGUAGCUCUAUAUAAAGAAAUUCCUCGUAUAAUGGAAGAUCUUAAGAUGCAUGGUGUUAAACUACUUAGUGCAUCGCGUACUUGGGCACCAGAUAUUGCUAUUGAAAUGUUGAAAGUUUUCAAAAUUAAGGUCAACGGCGAAUUAGUAACACUAUUCUCAUUGUUCGAUGAUUUAAAUUGGGGAGAUCAUUCAAAGGUCAAUCAUAUUAGAAGCGGUGUUAAACAUGUCUAUGGGAAUGACAAUCUAAAAUCUUUGAAAAUUUGCUUAUUCGACGAUGAGUCCAGGAAUAGAGAUGUUGAGAGGUAUGGAGUCAAAUACCUACAUAUCAAGGACCCUGUUCAAGGUCCAGAUUGGAAAAUGUACGAGUCCUACCUAGCGAGUCUUAAGUAA